AUGGCCAAAGGGAGACGCUUCAACCCACCUUCAGACAAGGAGGGAAGAUGGUUCCCUCACAUUGGACUAAUGCAAAAGACACCAGAAUCCAUCACAAAUACGAUGUUAAAAGAGUCCCAUAGUCCACAUUUAUCUCAGCAAGUGGAGGAGAAACUGCCACCAAUCUACAAAGUGCGGGUGAAACAAGCAGUGAAUAACAACUUCCCCUUCUCUGUGCACGACAAUCGCCACAGCCUUCAGAACUCUGGAUUCUACCUCGACUCUGACCUGGGACGUAAGAAGAUCUCCCCAGAAAAAAGGCAACACGUUUCAAGAAAUUUCAAUCUUUGGGCAUGUGACUAUGUUCCAUCUUGUCUCGAUGGCUUUUCAAAUAACCAGAUAUCGUAUGCCUGUCAGGAAGCUGUGGUGGUCCCAAUUUUCAGACGCUUUCCAAGACAUUAUAAUGAGAUAUGGGAGACUUUUAAAUUUAUUCCCCAGCAAAGCUAUGCAGAGUAUUUGCAAAAGACUCCGAAAGUAAGGUUCACGAUGAACAAAAAGGCUGGUUCUCCACUGGAGCCCUAA
Hippopotamus amphibius kiboko is the source of this 561-nucleotide messenger RNA. RefSeq names its product testis expressed 36 (gene TEX36). NCBI's taxonomy places the organism in Eukaryota, Metazoa, Chordata, Mammalia, Artiodactyla, Hippopotamidae. The transcript has 4 exons. Bases 1 to 561 code for a protein of 186 amino acids. The record is from RefSeq and is a predicted model, not a curated record.